This is a messenger RNA of Symbiodinium sp. CCMP2456, 152 nucleotides long. The record is from the annotation of a GenBank genome assembly. Lineage: Eukaryota; Dinophyceae; Suessiales; Symbiodiniaceae.
GCCAUCUUCCUCCCAGCGAAAGAAGACUGCCGUGAUGCAACUCCGACUGUCGAGCUCGAUGGCAACAGCAAGGGCCUCUUUACGAUCAACGGAGCUGGCGGCAGCUAUAAGCUUUGCUACCGUGGCCCCGGAGGAAGCGACUCCGUGGAACA